Molecule: messenger RNA, 1851 nt
Organism: Botrytis byssoidea
Lineage: Eukaryota; Fungi; Ascomycota; Leotiomycetes; Helotiales; Sclerotiniaceae
Exons: 1
Coding region: 1-1851 (616 amino acids)
Biological process (GO): intracellular iron ion homeostasis; copper ion import; iron ion transport
Cellular component (GO): plasma membrane
Molecular function (GO): ferric-chelate reductase activity
Source: RefSeq, a predicted model, not a curated record
AUGGAGUCCCUCGAUCUUCUGCGCAGGGCUGCAGCUGAAGCGACCACCGCAACCACCACAAGUUUACAACAUGCAACCGCAACAGAAGCAGCUGCAACACCAAGUAACACUAUAGGAAUGUACGCAACCGAUUUGAAUGGAGUAAAUCAAUCUGUCAACAACCUUCUACGAGAUGUUUUAUGGUGGUGCUUAGGAAUCAUGGCUUUGAUCAUCCUUGUCUUUAGAAUGAUGCAUCGAGCAAAGUCACAUUUGCGACACAUGACAGGGAUGAAUAGUAACGCGAAUCAACAACGAUAUUUUCAGGAAAAUAGAUCGAGUUGGUGGAAGGUCAAGAAGCAUUUAUUGUAUGCGCCGCUAUGGAAUAAACGUCACAACAGAGAAUUCAAGUUGUCGUCAGCUGUCAAUAUGGGAACCCUCCCAUCAAGAUGGCACGCACUACUGUUGAUCGUUUACCUUUCAAUGAACGUUGCCUAUACCCUUGUUCUUGACUACAGCAGGGAAAACAAAUAUUCAAUCGUAGCUGAGCUCCGAGGAAGAUCUGGUGUUCUCGCUGUGUGUAACAUGAUCGCGCUCAUCAUUCUUGCCGGACGCAACAACCCUCUCAUCGGAUGGCUUCAAAUCAGUUUUGAUACCUACAACUUAUUGCAUCGAUGGAUGGGAAGGAUAGUCGUUCUGGAGGCUCUUGUACACACGUCAUGUUGGGCAUAUGUACAACACGCAGACACCGGUUUCUCUGGUGUUUGGGAUAAGCUUAUGCACGAUCCAUUCUGUUCUUACGGAAUGAUGGGCACUGCUUCCUUUGUCCUCAUUCUCCUCACAUCCCCAUCCCCAAUUCGUCAUGCCUUUUACGAAACCUUCCUCAAUCUUCACAUUAUCUUCGCUGCCGUAGCCAUCGCCGGUGUUUGGAUUCAUUGCGACAUCCCAAGUCUUCCACAGAAACCUUACAUCCGCGCCGUCGCCUUCCUCUGGAUUGCUGAUCGCGUAUUCAGAAUGGCUCGUCUUAUCUGGUGCAACUACAGUACCAAAGGUUGGACCACCGCCUCCAUCGAAGCCAUGCCUGGAGAUGCUUGCCGUGUCACCAUGCAUCUGCCCAAGAAGCUCGAUGUCAAACCUGGAUCUCACGCCUAUCUUCGUUUCGCCAAACUCAACUUCUGGGAGUCGCAUCCCUUCUCCAUCGCUUGGGUAGCCCAUCGCCCGAAGUUCUCCCCUGAACUCCCACUCAACGAAAAGAGAAUGGUUUCUGAAGAACAAACAACCGAUAUCAGCUUUGUCAUCCAUGCGCAAACUGGGUUGACCCGUCGUCUCUUCGACGCAGCUAAAGUCGCCAGUCCACGUGUUCUGACACUCAAGGCUGCAUUCGAAGGACCCUAUGCUGGACACCACUCUCUCGAUUCUUACGGUCACGCAGUCCUCUUCGCCGGAUCCUCCGGAAUCACGCAUCAGAUUCCCUACGUUCAACACCUUAUCCAAGGCUACAACGAUGGUACCAUCGCCACCAAAAAGGUCCUACUCGUCUGGAUCAUCCGUGACGUCGAACAUCUUGAAUGGGUGCGACCUUGGAUGGACGAAAUCUUGCGCAUGCAAGGACGUCGCGACAUUCUCACCAUCAAGUUGUUCGUCACGAAACCUAAGAAUCCAAAGGAGAUCCAUUCCCCAAGUGCCACAGUCCAAAUGUUGCCUGGUAGACCUAAUAUCAACCUGUUGUUGCAGACUGAAGUUAGGGAACAAGUGGGCGCCAUGUGCGUUACCGUUUGUGGACCAGGAGCGUUGCAAGACAGCAUCAGAGAAGCAGUGAGAGAAGUCCAAGAACAUGGGGUGGUAGAUUUUAUCGAGGAGAGUUUCACUUGGUAA